Messenger RNA from Dicrocoelium dendriticum, 1842 nucleotides. Lineage: Eukaryota; Metazoa; Platyhelminthes; Trematoda; Plagiorchiida; Dicrocoeliidae. The record is from the annotation of a GenBank genome assembly.
AUGCCGUUCACCAAGCAGCAGAUUGCGAAGUUCGAGGCCAUCCGGAGGAAGAACAACAAUCUCGACCAAUGGCAGGAAGAUAAACGGAAGACCUUCAAAGAUAGACACGAAGAGUAUAAACGACAGAUGGAACAGUCCAAUGUUAUUCUAAGUUACCCUCAUUGGGUAAUGAGCGAACGACUAAGGAUACAAGACCCGGAGCUCUAUGAAAAGUGGUACAAUGAAAUCCAAUCUACCGGGAUUGAAACACCUGUGCCCAAAUCAAUGAAGUCCGAUGCUGAACUACACAUUGCAGCCACGAAACAUGCACUGAAAAGGGCAGCUGAACAUAAUGUCGAUCUAGAUGCAUCACCGCCAAAGAAACCAUCAUUUAUGAUCGAUGAUAUACUUGAACCAAAUUCUACUACCUCUCCUCCUCCUCAGCCGUCUACUAGAGGAUGGAAACGAAAGCAUGAACCAGAGCCAAGCCACAUCGCAGAAAAAUGUUCACAUGAUUCGGAAUUGGAAGAUACACUAUCGGAACUGCGCGCCCCUGAAAUAUCAGAAGAUGUACUGACACAAGUUGCUGAAACCACAGAAGACGAAGUCUUUAUGAGCGACAUCAUUCACAAAAUCAAUAGCACAGACAACCUCUGGACCUUCAUAUACAGAGGACCUCCACCUACUAUUCUCAGUAACCGUCGUCUUAACGCCAUAAUAAUACAACAUUCUGACCAUUAUCAUAUUGUUUUCCAAGCUCUGCCACAGAAUCGUAAUCGAUCAUUACAACGUAUACUCCAAGUCAUGGGUAUUUCGUCAACCUAUACAUUUGAUAUACUCGCCACAUUACAACCAGUCAUAGAUUGGUUCCGUUUCGCGCCAUACCUUGCAAGUACAGGAUAUCGUGUUCAACUGCUAGGAAGAGGGUUACAACACCUUGCACAACAUAUCGGACUAACACCUAUUGAUCAAAAAGACUGUGCAACUCUCAACAGAGAAUCCAGGAAGCAACAACAUUCCAAUGUAAACAGGUCAAAGCGAACGCAACUACUAGACGAACUGAUUGAGGUUCACCGAUGCACACACCACAAAGAUUUGAAGCGAUGUCUCACUCGUAAACAACGGCUAUCCAUAUACAACGAGUUUGGAAUGCAGUGGGAAGAGUCGGCCAAAAUGUGCAUCGUGGCCUUCAACGAAGAGUUAUUUGAACGUCAGACAAACAUAUCGUUCGAAGAGUACAUGCAGGAAAACAACCACAUGGCUUUGUGUGCUCACCCAAAGACAUUUGAUGACCCAUUCCUGGAUAACCUACUAGCAGCGAAUAAGAUCGAUAAAGACAAGUUCUGUAAAGCGAUACAUGAAGUGAUGAACAAGAAGAUAGACAUGCUUAAUACAUUGUGCAUUGAAGGACCCACUACCACAGGCAAGUCACUAGUGCUAAAGAUGAUAUGCCAAAACUACCAUUGCGGUACCGUACAACGAUCUGGCGACCACUCACAGUUUUUUUUACAAAACCUGGUCGAUAAGUCUGUUGCGCUAAUGGAAGAACCCAGAAUAACAUUGGCUACCGUUAAUGAUUUCAAAGAGUUACUCGGAGGCAGUCCAUUCGACAUACACGUCAAACAUUCUCCUGAUGUGACCUUGAGCCGCCUACCCGUUUUAAUAUCAACCAAUCACAGCCUCGGAGCUUACAUUACCUCCAUCGAUGCAGCAGCUAUAUAUGAGAGGUGCCAUACGUUCCAUUUCAAAGUUCGCGUCGGAUCUCCGGAACUGCCGAAACCACGGAGCACUCUUUGUGCCUGCUACUUCUCUUCCUGGUAUGGCAAGUGGUGGGAAGCGAAUCCUUGUCGAUUCGACGAAUGA